CCGCCCGCUGCCGCCGAUAAAUCCCAGCGCCGGGAGCAGCGCGGCACUCGGCGGCUGCCGCGCUGCGGGGAGGCGGCGGAGCUCGGCCCCCUCCCCGCGGCGGACACCCCCCACAGGGGAGCAGGAGCCGCGGCAUCGGAGCCCAGUUGCAUAUAGAGCAUCUCUUUCAAAUGGAUAACUUCUGAACCUGGAACUCUUCAUUACCAACUUCUUGCAUCCUGGAGGGGAAAAUGAAUUUCACAAAUUGCACCACUGAAGCCAGUGAGGCUGCAAAGCCAAAGACAGUAACUGAGAAGAUGCUCGUUACCCUGACCUUGGCCACAAUCACAACCUUGACUAUGCUGCUGAAUUCUGCUGUAAUUGCAGCAAUCUCCACAACCAAGAAGCUCCACCAGCCGGCAAAUUAUCUCAUAUGUUCACUGGCUGUGACAGAUCUCCUUGUUGCUGUUCUCGUCAUGCCCUUGAGCAUCACUUACAUAAUGAUAGAUAAAUGGACUUUGGGGUACUUCAUCUGUGAGAUCUGGCUCAGCGUCGACAUGACCUGUUGCACGUGUUCGAUCCUUCAUCUGUGCGUCAUUGCGCUGGACAGGUACUGGGCCAUCACAGACGCCAUCGAAUACGCCAGGAAAAGAACGGCAAAAAGGGCUGGGCUGAUGAUAGUCACUGUGUGGACUAUCUCUGUUUUCAUAUCAAUGCCCCCCUUGUUUUGGAGAAAUCACCACAGCAUCAGUAUUCCCAGUGAGUGUCGCAUUCAGCAUGACCAUGUCAUCUACACUAUUUAUUCCACAUUUGGGGCAUUUUACAUCCCCUUGACUUUGAUCCUGAUCCUGUACUACAGAAUUUACCAUGCUGCAAAGAGCCUUUACCAAAAGCGGGGUUCAAGCCGCCACCUCAGCAACAGGAGCACCGACAGCCAGAACUCUUUUGCCAGCUGUAAGCUCACACAGACAUUCUGUGUCUCAGACUUCUCCACGUCUGACCCAACUACAGAGUUUGAUAAAAUCAACGCAUCCGUGAGGAUCCCUCCUUUCGAGAAUGACUUGGACCCAGCUGGUGACCGGCAGCAGAUCUCCACGACACGAGAACGAAAGGCUGCUCGCAUUUUGGGGCUGAUUUUAGGUGCUUUCAUUUUGUCCUGGUUGCCCUUUUUCAUCAAGGAACUGCUUGUGGGUCUCCAUAUUUGCACUGUCUCUCCAGAAGUAGCAGACUUCUUGACCUGGCUUGGGUAUGUCAACUCGCUCAUCAACCCUUUGCUGUACACGAGCUUUAAUGAGGAUUUCAAGCUGGCCUUUAGAAAGCUCAUCAGGUGUCGAGAACAUACUUAAAAGUACUGAGAGAAGAUGCUGGCAUGACUCCUGGCCUUAAAAAUGAGCAAAACUAUUUGACUCUGCCACUGUUUCCCUUGAUAAAGGGGAUUUUUGUGUUUGCCUAUUUGCUUGACUGUUCUUCAGCCUGUAAUUCAUUAUGCCAUUUUUUUAAUCUCUAGUGUUAUUCAUAGUAAAGGGUUUGAAAUAAAUUUAUUCUACAAAGGAAAAGAUUUUUUAGCAAUGAAACAACAAAAAAAUAUUAUUAGUAUUAGGUACUCAUGUCUAAGACAUUUGUGUAAUUGACGAUUCAAGAAGCAACAAUAUUCACUUUUAUACUUUUUCCAUUUAAGAUUCAAACAUCUAAAUUAUGUACUGUAUAAACUAAACCUAAUAAAUACAUAUUUAAAAAUUAAUAAACAGUUCAUGGCCA
Lonchura striata (white-rumped munia) is the source of this 1737-nucleotide messenger RNA. It is a transcript of the gene HTR1E, whose product is annotated as 5-hydroxytryptamine receptor 1E. Gene Ontology annotation, biological process: positive regulation of MAPK cascade; adenylate cyclase-activating adrenergic receptor signaling pathway. NCBI's taxonomy places the organism in Eukaryota, Metazoa, Chordata, Aves, Passeriformes, Estrildidae. Gene Ontology annotation, molecular function: G protein-coupled serotonin receptor activity. Gene Ontology annotation, cellular component: plasma membrane. The record is from RefSeq and is a predicted model, not a curated record.